AUGAUUUGUAUACCUGCUUAUCAUGUUGGAAACGAUUCUGCAAGACAGACAUACCCUCAUAAAAAGAAUGCUUUGCAGAAUGUAAGAGCAUCAUUCGUCGUCGUCAAUUUCUGUGAGGACGUAUUAUGGUCGAAGGACAUAGAUUUCUUAACAGCGCUUGCAAGGAGUCCUGUUGAAGACAAGGCUACUCCAGCUACCGCGCCUACGCUGAAAAUGCCAAUAUGUAAAGAACAUGGGACAUCAAGUAUAUCACUGCAGUUUCAUCUCCAAGAUGUGGAUGACUAUGAUGGAAUUGACAACCCUGCAGUUCUUCCAUUGAUCACUCAGAUUGUGUAUGGAAGAAUCUCAAAUGUUACAGCAGUUCUCAGUGGGGAGAUUAGCAAUCGUUCAAGCUUCUGUGUGAAAGACCCGGAAGCUGAUUGGAACCAGGCAUUUAAUUUUUCAAACAAUUUGGAUUUCUUAACUUCAUGCAUUCAAAAGACUAAAGGAGAUAUUACGCGGCGAUUGUGUACAGCAGCAGAGAUGAAAUUCUAUUUCAACAAUUUCUUUGUAAAGGCUGAGAGUGCAAAUUACUUGAGACCCAACCAGAACUGUAAUUUAACCUCUUGGGUUUCUGGAUGUGAGCCAGGAUGGGCAUGUAGUGUGGGCCAAGAUCAGCAGGUUGACCUCAAAAAUGCACAGGACAUGCCUCCCAGAACUCAGAACUGCCAGCCUUGUUGUGAGGGUUUCUUUUGUCCACAUGGUCUCACCUGCAUGAUACCUUGCCCUUCGGGUUCUUACUGUCCCAUGGCAACCCUGAACAGAGCAACCGGUAUUUGUGAACCAUACAUUUACCAGCUACCCCCUGGGCAACCAAACCAUACUUGUGGAGGAGCAAAUAUAUGGGCUGAUGUUGUUAGUAGUGGAGAAUUAUUCUGUUCAGCUGGAUCAUAUUGUCCAACCACAGUGAAAAGAAUUCCCUGCAGUAGUGGACAUUACUGCCGGAAGGGUUCUACAGAUGAGAAACGUUGUUUCAAGUUGACUUCCUGUGAUGCAAACACUGCAAAUCAAAAUAUUCAUGCAUAUGGGAUCAUGCUUAUUGCAGCUUUGAUCACUCUGCUGCUCAUUAUUUACAAUUGUUCUGACCAAGUACUCAUCACUAGGGGGAGAAGACUAGCCAAAUCUCGGGAGAAAGCAGCCAAAAGUGCAAGGGAAAUGGCAAAAGCACGCCAAAGAUGGAAAGGUGCAAAAGAUGCUGCUAAGAAGCAUGCAAGUGGGUUACAAGCUCAUUUAUCACGCACAUUUUCUCGGAAAAAGGACACUCAAGAUCCUGAGAAACUUAAGAUUUUAAAUGAGCCAAAACCAGACAUGGAUGAUGAUCUGCCUACUCCUCCACAUCAAAGUAGAUCAAAUGUAUCACCAUCUACAUCUGUGCCACCAAAGGCAAAGAAAAAGGAACCUAGUGAGCUCAUGCAGAUUAUGCGUAAAAUUGAAGAUGACCCGGAGAAUUUUAAAGGUUUCAGCAUUGGAGGUGAAGACACAAAUGUAGGAAAUGUGCCAAAAGGAAAGCAGAUACAUACUCAUACACAAAUCUUCAAUUAUGCUUAUGCUCAGAUUGAGAAAGAGAAGGCUCAGCAGCAAGAUUACAAGGACCUUACCUUCUCUGGGGUGGUUAAAAUGGCUACUAACAACGAAGUACGGAAAAGGCCUCUAAUUGAGAUUUCUUUCAAGGACCUUACACUUACUUUGAAAUCGAAAAACAAGCAUUUGUUGAGGUGUGUAACUGGUAAAAUAAAGCCUGGCCGCAUCACUGCAGUCAUGGGUCCGUCAGGAGCUGGAAAAACUACUUUUCUUUCUGCCCUGGCUGGAAAAGCGAUUGGAUGCAAUAUGACUGGUUUAAUUCUUGUAAAUGGGAGGAAUGUCUCAAUCCAUUCAUAUAAGAAAAUCAUAGGUUUUGUGCCACAAGAUGAUAUUGUGCAUGGAAACUUGACUGUGGAAGAGAAUCUGUGGUUCAGUGCAAAGUGCAGGUUAUCAGCGGACUUAUCAAAACCAGAUAAAGUUCUGGUGGUUGAAAGAGCUAUUGAGUCCCUAGGGCUCCAGACAGUACGUGAUUCCUUGGUUGGAACUGUAGAGAAACGAGGGAUCUCUGGAGGCCAGAGGAAACGUGUAAAUGUUGGUUUGGAAAUGGUUAUGGAACCUUCACUUUUGAUUUUGGAUGAACCUACAUCUGGUCUGGACAGUGCGUCUUCUCAGCUACUUCUUAGAGCACUUCGACGGGAAGCUCUUGAAGGAGUAAACAUCUGCAUGGUGGUUCACCAACCUAGCUAUGCCUUGUUCAAGAUGUUUGAUGAGUUAGUACUCCUGGCAAAAGGUGGUUUAACUGUCUAUCAUGGAUCGGCAAAGCAAGUAGAAGAAUACUUUUCAAGCAUUGGGAUCAAUGUCCCAGACCGCAUUAACCCUCCAGACCACUACAUUGAUAUUUUGGAGGGUAUGGUGACAACAGAAAGGAGUUCAGGAGUGAUUUAUAAAGAUCUUCCCCUCAGAUGGAUGCUUUAUAAUGGGUACUCGGUACCCCCUGAUAUGAGGCCGAGUGCUGCUCAACUUUCAUUGCCCUCAAUGGAUGAAAAUUUAGUUCAUGAAACAAAUCCUGCUGAUGCUCAGAUAGAGGAACAAUCUUUUGCUGGAGAGUUAUGGCAAGAUGUAAAAACUAAUGUGGAUCUGCAUCGUGAUAAGAUACGUCUUAAUUUCUUGAAAUCUAAGGAUAUGUCUAACCGGAGAACUCCAGGUGUAUUUCAGCAAUACAGAUACUUCCUCGGAAGACUUGGUAAGCAGAGACUUAGAGAAGCUCGGAUACAAGCAGUUGAUUAUCUGAUUUUAUUACUUGCUGGAGCCUGCUUAGGAUCACUUGCAAAAGCGAGCGAUCAGGACUUCGGUGCACUUGGUUACACAUACACCAUCAUUGCAGUUUCUCUACUGUGUAAGAUUGCGGCUUUGAGAUCCUUUUCUCUAGAUAGAUUACAGCAUUGGAGAGAGAGCGCAUCUGGGAUGAGCAGCUUGGCUUAUUUUCUUGCUAAGGAUACUGUCGACCAUUUUAAUACAGUGAUCAAACCUUUCGUGUAUCUUUCCAUGUUCUACUUCUUCACCAACCCAAGAUCUAGCUUUGCAGAUAAUUAUGUUGUUCUGCUUUGCCUUGUGUAUUGUGUAACUGGCAUAGCGUAUGCAUUAGCAAUAUUUUUCGAACAAGGUGCAGCCCAGCUAUCAUCGGUUCUCCUUCCAGUUGUUUUGACACUCAUAGCAACACGACCACAUGAUGGUCAGAUGCUCAAGGCUUUAGCAAAUGUAUGCUACCCUAAGUGGGCUUUGGAAGCAUUUGUGAUUGCAAAUGUUGAAAGGUAUUCUGGAGUAUGGCUAAUAACUAGGUGCGGAGCACUUUUGAAAAAUGGCUACAAUCUGAAUGACUGGAGUCUUUGUAUAAUAGUUCUCGUCUUCACAGGGUUCGUUAGCCGUGUGAUAGCUUUCCUCUGCAUGGUGACAUUUCAGAAGAAGUGACAUCAGAAAUCAACAAUAGCAUCACACACACUCGGUUGAAAGUGUUUGAUGUGAUGUUAGCCUUCGAAUUCUCAUAGAAACACAGAAGAAUUCCUAGAUUUUUUGAGGGAGUGUAUUGACUUUAACAUUACCAAAGAAGAUAUGUAAAUGAUAUAUCAGGAAAAAUGAAAGAAAACCGAUGAAGUUGUACAGAAUGCGACCUCUACGGUAUCUUCUUUUCAUGGGUC
Fragaria vesca subsp. vesca is the source of this 3755-nucleotide messenger RNA. Its product is annotated as ABC transporter G family member 24-like. The record is from RefSeq and is a predicted model, not a curated record. Gene Ontology annotation, molecular function: ATP hydrolysis activity; ABC-type transporter activity; ATP binding. The transcript has 16 exons. Bases 1 to 3528 code for a protein of 1175 amino acids. Lineage: Eukaryota; Viridiplantae; Streptophyta; Magnoliopsida; Rosales; Rosaceae.